AUGCAUAGUCAACUAAAACUCUUUUGUGAAGAAGUGAAUAAAGAAUUAAUUACGCAUAGGUUGACAGUAUUCUUUAAUGUCAUGACAACACAAUUGAAUCUAAUGAUUGACGAAUGUUUCAACAUACAAUCGUCUAUAAUCAAUUUGCUGAUAGAUGUCAACCACGGUCAUAUAAAUACAGAUUUAUUGACACCCUCACAACUUCAAAAGGAAUUAAUGGAUAUCGAAAAAAUAUUGCCCAAUAAUCUUAUGCUUCCCGGAAAGGCAACUGGAACUGAACUAAAGGAGGUUUAUCAUGAACUGAAAGCAAAGGGUACGAUAAUUGAUUCGCGACAUGUUGUUCAAGUGGAAAUACCUCUAAUACAAACUCAUAGUUCUGAGGUGUACGAGAUAAUAAUGCUUCCUGUAGAUAACGAAGUAACCGCUGUUAUGGCAAUAGUACAAGAUGAUUUUAUUGUAUACAAUUUUGCAACGAACAUGUACUAUUUAAUGUCUCAAUCUCAACUUAACAAAUGUGAGAAGAAUCUUCAAGGGCAGUACAACUGUUUAGGAAAUAUGCCUUGGAAGCCAGCUAUUGAACGUGCGUGUGAAGUGUCUGCAUUAAAACAAUCCCGACAUGCUGAUUGCUCUUUUAAAGCUGUCCCAAGGAAGAGUGUCUGGAAACAACUAUCUUCAGAGAAUCACUGGAUAUUUACAGUAUUUGAUAACUUAAUUCUCACUGUUGAUUGCGGACUAAGUAAUCGAAGUUGGAUUACAUUACCACUAAAGGGAAUAUUACAGUUACCAUACGGUUGUACAGCUGCAUACGAAGGUAUAACAUUAACUGCAUCGAAACAAUUUACUUCCGAAAAGAAAACAACGAUUCAAUCGUCAUCAUGGGAACUGGAUUAUAAGAAAAUAAACAGUUAG
Lucilia cuprina (Australian sheep blowfly) is the source of this 909-nucleotide messenger RNA. RefSeq lists its product as uncharacterized. Lineage: Eukaryota; Metazoa; Arthropoda; Insecta; Diptera; Calliphoridae. Bases 1 to 909 code for a protein of 302 amino acids. The record is from RefSeq and is a predicted model, not a curated record. The transcript has a single exon.